GCGAUCUUCGAGUGGCAUGGCGUCGCUCUCGCUCGACGACCUCUCCGCGCUUCAGAGAGAGAACCUGGCGUAUGAGCGUGCGCUACACGAAGCCGUCUCGAGCCUCAAGGAGCGUCGACCGACGCUCAUGAGAAGUGAGAUGGACGGCGUUAGCCGCUCCCGCGCUCGGACCUCGCGCCACAAUGAAGAGGACGACGACGACCUUGUGCAGCAGCUUACUGCCGAGAUUCGUCGCCUGCGCCACGAGCUCACGCAGCGAGGCCGGGUGACGUCGCUCGAGGCGCGCACGAUGGGCGAGCUCGCGGCCAACCUCGAGUCCACAACAGCUGAAAUCGAGCGCAAAACGCGCGCGUUGACGACCGCCAUGGACACGAUCGAGGAUUUAGAAAGCCGUUUGGCCGAGCACACGCGCGUCGUCCUUGCCAAGGAGACUGAGAUCGGCCGGCUUCACCUCGAGGUGACGAAACUCCGCGAAGAAAACGACACGCUCGCAAAGGCCAACGCAGUGCUCUCGGCGCGCAAGGAGCAAGACGCCAAACUCACAAAGCGCUUGGAGCGUCACGUGCGCGACGUAUCGUCCAAGCUCCAAGUCGCGCUGGCGCAGAUCACAGUCCACGAGCAAGCACGCGACACUUUCGCUGAUAUGGAAGCAGCGUCGCGGCACGAGAAGGCGGUCGCGUACGACCAGCUGCAAGAAACCAAAACGAUGCUGGCGCGCCUUCAGAAAGACAUGGGCGAUCGUCUCGGGCGGCGCGACGCGCGGAUAUCGCAGCUCAAAAUGACUCUCUUUGAUGCGACCCAAGACGCCGAGACGCUACGGGACCGCGUGCAGCAGUACCAAGCGCAGGUCGAGGCACUGGCGCGCACCGAGGCACUGCGCCUAAGUCAGUGGACGUCGGAGCGAGAGGCGCUCGAACAGCGCGUCGCACUGGCCAACGAUGCGAUCGACCGCGAGCGCGACAAGAGCAUCCUUUUCCAGCGCGAGAUGCAAAAGCUGCAGCACGAGCUCUUGCGGCUCGACGACGCCCGGAAGAUCGACGCCAAGCGCCACGCACAAAGCCUUCUCGGGAAGGACGAAGCGUCCAAUUACGUGUGGUCCAAGUACGUCGACGCGAUCGCACCCUCGACGACCAAGAAGCGCUGA
Messenger RNA from Saprolegnia diclina VS20, 1144 nucleotides. RefSeq lists its product as hypothetical. The record is from RefSeq and is a predicted model, not a curated record. The transcript is spliced from 8 exons. The coding region runs from base 17 to 1144 and encodes 375 amino acids. Lineage: Eukaryota; Oomycota; Saprolegniomycetes; Saprolegniales; Saprolegniaceae.